This is a messenger RNA of Gongylonema pulchrum, 1665 nucleotides long. Lineage: Eukaryota; Metazoa; Nematoda; Chromadorea; Rhabditida; Gongylonematidae. The record is from the annotation of a GenBank genome assembly.
AUGUUUAUAAUUGUGAUUACAUGGGAUUAUCAUUUUGCAGAAUUGCUAAAUGAAGUGAUCCGACCUUUGAGACGAAGUGAUAAAGGCGGUGGAUGGAAUGUGCUGGUGGUGGAUCGUCUGGCAAUGCGAAUGCUCAGUGCAUGUUGUAAAAUGCAUGAUAUUAUGGAUGAGGGAAUCACGAUUGUUGAAGAUAUCAGCAAACGUCGAGAACCACUAACUGUAAAUUUUAUGCAUGGGCGUAAUCAGUACAAAUGUGCACAUGUUUUCUUCACCGAAGCAUGCCCCGAUCAGCUGUUUUCGAUAUUAUCAAAAAGCAGCGCUGCAAAAUUUAUCAAAACACUAAAAGAAAUAAACAUUGCAUUCACACCAUAUGAAUCACAGGUCUAUUCGCUUGACUCACCAGAUACAUUCUUUCUGUAUUAUAAUGCACAGAAACAGGGCGACUUAACGACUAAUUUGGAGCGUAUCGCCGAACAGAUUGCUACUGUAUGUGCUACUCUAAGCGAGUAUCCAGUAUUGAGGUAUCGUGCUGAUUUUGAGAGAAAUGUCGAGUUAGCGCAUUUGGUCCAGCAGAAAUUGGAUGCUUACAAAGCCGAUGAUCCAUCGAUGGGUGAAGGUGCUGACAAAGCCCGUAGUCAGUAUCGUGCUGAUUUUGAGAGAAAUGUCGAGUUAGCGCAUUUGGUACAGCAGAAAUUGGAUGCUUACAAAGCCGAUGAUCCAUCGAUGGGUGAAGGUGCUGACAAAGCACGUAGUCAGUUGAUGAUAUUGGAUCGUGGUUUCGAUGCAACCAGUCCAUUGUUGCAUGAAUUAACACUGCAAGCCAUGACACACGAUCUCUUGGAUAUUGAAAAUGAUGUAUAUCGCUACGAAACCGGUGGUAAUGAUAGCGUUGAUAAAGAAGUUUUGUUGGAUGAAAACGAUGAUUUGUGGGUGGAAAAUCGUCACAAACAUAUUGCUGUCGUUUCACAGGAAGUCACAAAGGGGUUGAAAAAAUUCUCAGAAAGUAAAGCAGGCAUGAAAGCGGAUGCAAAAAGUAUCAAAGACCUGUCAAUGAUGAUCAAAAAAAUGCCACAAUACCAAAAAGAACUGAACAAAUUCAGUACCCACUUUCAUUUGGCCGAAGAAUGCAUGCGUAAAUAUCAGCAGGGUAUCGACAAAUUGUGCAAGGUUGAACAGGAUCUGGCAAUGCAAGUUGAUGCAGAAGGUGAGCGCGUAAGAGAUCCGAUGAAACUGAUGGUACCAUUGUUGAUUGAUCCAGCAGUUGAGCCAUGCGAUCGUCUUCGACUUAUUUUGCUUUACAUUUUGUCAAAAAAUGGCAUUACGGAAGAAAAUCUUGAAAAACUUUUACAACACGCAAAUAUUGACAUGGUUGAGAAGGAUACAUUAACAAACGCCUCAUACCUGGGUUUGAAUAUUGUGACCGAUCAAGGACGUAAAAGAGUUUGGACACCGAGUCGCAAGGAGCGUGCGAACGAGCAAGUUUACCAUGCACGAUAUGGACAGUGGCAUAAAGAACGAGGCCAUCAAACAUCUUACCGAUCCGGACCUCGCCUAAUCGUUUUUAUCGUUGGUGGUGUAACGUAUUCGGAAAUGCGAGUCGCUUACGAAGUGACAAAAGACAAGAAGCCAUGGGAAGUUGUCAUUGGUAUGUUUUUUUUUUGCUAA